AUGGCUGCAACCAUGAAAGGAUGUGGUAUCGCGUCAAUAAGGAGUAUAUUUGGACUUAUUCAUUCGAGGUUAGCAGCAAUAGGCAGUGGUCCUCAGAGGUCAUCAUGUAUACACACCAGCACUGCAUUUGAAUCAAAAAACUGGGAAAAGAAGAACAAGAUUGUUUAUCCGCCUCAGCUGCCCGGCGAGCCUCGCAGACCGGCUGAGGUCCAUCAUUCGAGGCGACAGAUAAAGUACAGCAAAGACAAGAUGUGGUACCUGGCUAAAUUGAUCCGGGGGAUGAGCAUCGAUCAGGCUGUGGCACAGUUGGAGUUUAAUGACAAAAAAGGGGCAAAGAUCAUGAAAGAAGUGCUCCUGGAAGCUCAGGAGAUGGCGGUGAAGAAUCACAACGUGGAGUACAAGUCCAACCUCUAUGUAGCGGAGUCUAACACGGGCAAAGGCAUGUACCUGAAGCGCAUCCGCUACCACGGGAGAGGCAUGUUUGGCAUCAUGGAUAAAGUCUACUGCCACUACUUCGUCAAGCUGGUUGAGGGUCCACCGCCCAUUAAGGUGGAGAAGACUAACCUGGACCGGGCCAAUGAGUAUGUGCAGAACCUCAAGAGGAGGACGAUUAUACAUAGUCUAUAG
Nerophis lumbriciformis (worm pipefish) is the source of this 627-nucleotide messenger RNA. Lineage: Eukaryota; Metazoa; Chordata; Actinopteri; Syngnathiformes; Syngnathidae. The record is from RefSeq and is a predicted model, not a curated record.